This is a messenger RNA of Kwoniella botswanensis, 666 nucleotides long. RefSeq lists its product as uncharacterized. The transcript has 6 exons. Gene Ontology annotation, biological process: vesicle-mediated transport. Gene Ontology annotation, molecular function: GTP binding; GTPase activity. The record is from RefSeq and is a predicted model, not a curated record. NCBI's taxonomy places the organism in Eukaryota, Fungi, Basidiomycota, Tremellomycetes, Tremellales, Cryptococcaceae. The coding region runs from base 1 to 666 and encodes 221 amino acids.
AUGAGUUCAACCAUCUUGACAAGCUUGAACCUCAAGCUACUAUUAAUAGGUAACUCCAGUGUCGGCAAAUCAUCGUUAUUACUUCGAUUCACGGACGAUGAAUUUCUAUCGGAUGAGGAGACAUCCGCUACUAUAGGUGUUGAUUUCAAAGUGAAGAGUAUAGAGCUAGAUGGCAAGAAGUACAAACUGUCUGUUUGGGAUACGGCAGGUCAAGAACGAUUUAGGACGUUGACAUCAAGUUAUUAUAGAGGCGCACAGGGUGUCGUACUAGGUGAGUCAUGGUAUCAUUGUAACCAAGCUGAUAGGUUAGUGUACGACGUAUCAUCCCGGCAAACAUUUGACGAAUUGCUGAAAUGGUUCAAGGAGAUCGAUACGUACUGUGGGGAAGGAGUAGUAAAGAUGAUAGUGGGAAACAAGGUUGAUAAAGAAUUCUCGAGACAGGUUACCACCGAUGAAGGGAGAGCGUUUGCCCAACGGAUGGGAGCUCUGUUUGUAGAGUGCUCGGCGAAGACGAAACUAAGAGUUCCGGAAGCGUUUGAGGAGUUAGUAAGAAGAAUAUUGGCAACACCCGCAUUAUGGUCCAAGACUUCUGCUACACCCUUACGCAGGUCUGAGCCUAUCAAAUUAGAAGAUGACAGUUGGUCUAGCGGAGGUUGUAGCUGUUAA